AUGCGGCUCCUCUGGGCGCUCUGGGCGCUGUCCCUGGCCGGCCCCAGCACGGGCCUGACCGGGGAGCAGGUCCUGCACAGCCUGCUGGAGCAGCUGCAGCUGAGCCAGGCCCCGGUCCUGCCCGGGGCGGGCGCCCAGGGCGCGGCCAUCCCCGCCCCCAUGAGGGCCCAGUAUGUGGCUUUGCUCCACCGCAGCCAUGGGGGGCGCUCCCGGGAGAAGAGGCUCAGCCAGAGUUUCCGAGAGGCGGAGGCACAGGAGGUCAAGAUCAGCCUGAGCAACACAAGCGCGCCCCGCCGUCCGCCCGACCCCAGCGGCGCCGUCUUCCUAGGCAUCUUGUCUGCCCACAAAAUAAUGGCCAGCUCCCCGGAAAUGGACCUGCCCACCGUGUCUGCGCUCAGGAAGAUGGGCGUGAACCUGACUCGGAGCAACAAGGAGACCGUGAGGCACAGCGACGUGCUGUUCCUGGCGGUGAAGCCUCACAUCAUCCCCUUCAUACUGGAUGAGAUCGGGGCGGAUGUGCAGCCCCGGCACAUCGUGGUCUCCUGUGCAGCCGGUGUCACCAUCAGCUCUGUGGAGAAGAAGCUCAUGGCCUUCCAGCCAGUGCCCAAAGUGAUCCGCUGUAUGACCAACACACCCGUGGUGGUGCGCGAAGGCGCCACUGUGUAUGCCACUGGCACACACGCCCUGGUGGAGGACGGGCAGCUCCUGGAGCAGCUCAUGAGCAGCGUGGGCUUCUGCACGGAGGUGGAGGAAGACCUGAUCGACGCCAUCACUGGGCUCAGCGGCAGCGGGCCUGCCUACGCGUUCAUGGCCCUGGACGCGCUGGCUGAUGGUGGGGUGAAGAUGGGUGUGCCGAGGCGCCUGGCCAUCCGAUUAGGGGCCCAGGCCUUGCUGGGUGCUGCUAAGAUGCUGCUGGACUCAGAGGACCACCCGGGCCAGCUCAAGGACAACGUCUGCUCCCCCGGGGGCGCCACCAUCCACGCCCUGCACUUUCUGGAGAGUGGGGGCUUCCGCUCUCUGCUCAUCAAUGCAGUUGAGGCCUCUUGCAUCCGGACAAGGUGAGUAUCUCAUGGCCCAGGCCCAAGCCUCCACCCCCAGCUG
Messenger RNA from Dipodomys ordii (Ord's kangaroo rat), 1101 nucleotides. RefSeq names its product pyrroline-5-carboxylate reductase 2-like. Bases 1 to 1062 code for a protein of 353 amino acids. Gene Ontology annotation, molecular function: pyrroline-5-carboxylate reductase activity; transforming growth factor beta receptor binding. The record is from RefSeq and is a predicted model, not a curated record. The transcript is spliced from 7 exons. NCBI's taxonomy places the organism in Eukaryota, Metazoa, Chordata, Mammalia, Rodentia, Heteromyidae. Gene Ontology annotation, biological process: L-proline biosynthetic process.